CACACUACACAAAUAAAACAGUCAAAUUUAUUUUCUGAUUCAAGUUAUAUUGAAAAAAGAGGGACACCUAAGAGAAAGAGAGGGUCUAUUACAGCAGAAAGCUCUCCAGACCCUGGAAAUAAUAUCAAUCCACGAACACCUCAACCAUCUAGAAUCACAGUCCCUCUUUCCGAGCGACAACAGUUGGCAAUGCUGAUGAAAAUGACCGAUGAAUCAACCCAAGGAGAUUCGUCUCCGAAGCCGUCCUCCCCAAAUACACCAGUGUCAGGUAGUAAACGAACACCGAUUGAUAAAAAGGUGAAUAAAAGAAAUGAUUGUGGGGAAACAGCUCUACAUGGAGCUGCUAAACGAGGAGAUGUUAAGGAAACGAAGCGAUUGAUAAAAGCUGGUGCAGAUGUUAAUGUUACAGAUUAUGCUGGUUGGACACCAUUACAUGAGGCUUGUAUACAUGGUAUGCUACAGGUGGCUAAACAGUUAUUGAAAGCUGGAGCUAAUGUUAAAGUUGAAGGUUUAGAUAAUGACACACCCCUUCAUGAUGCUGCAGUGAAUGGACAUCAUAAGUUGGUUAUGUUAUUAUUAAAACACGGUGCCAAUCCUCAUCAAGCCAACUCAGAAGGAAAAACAGCAAUAGAUGUCGCCAAAUCUCCUGAUCUAGAAAGACUAUUGAAGCGAGAGAUAAUAAUGUCGAACAGUGAUAGUUCUAGUGUUGAUGAUGUUCGUUCCCCGAUGUCACCAGAGAGUAAUUCCUCUUUAAAAGAUGAAGAUAGACAGCUAGAAAUCGAGCAUUCAGAGGAUUUUCCGAUGCGUGGUUUUGGUAAAGAUGGUACCGGUGGAAGUGGCAGUCGGCGAGUUUUAAUUCCGAAAUCGCCAGAUAAAACAGGCUCUCCUCGUUUAUUAAUUAAAUUUAAGCCCAAAACUUUACCUGAUCGUGAUAUCACCCAAAAAUCAAAAGAUACUAAAGAGCCUCAGUUUAAAUCUUAUAGUGUUACUGUUGAUACAGGGGAACAUAAGGAUAGUUUUUCAGGAACAGGAAGUCCGGUGUCAAGUGUCGAUAGCGAUUUAUACGAUCCCGGUCUCGAUAACCCACAGUUAAUAAGAAAAGAAGAGGACUCGAAUAAACAAUUUUCUUCUAAUUCAGUGUACGAAACGUUCAGCGAUAAAAAUACCAGUUCUAGUGUAGCGGAGAGACCUUUCUCAGAACUUGGCAAAGAAAGUUCCUCUUUGCAAAAUUAUGAUGAAUUAAGCGAAGGAGACGAAGAAAGAUCACAUGCCACAUCAGGCUUGAAUAGAGGAUUAUGGGAUUACUCUCACAUUCCACAAACUGAGAGAAAUCAUUGUGUGACAUUGCGUAGUUCUUCUGUAGCGAUGUCCGGUGUUAUUCAAACAUCCGAAGCAUCAUCUGCACCCAACAGCCACCAUGUGACUGUCACUCAAAAUUCUGAUUGGGCAAGUUUGAAUCCUGUUAAAAAGAGUGCUAUAGGUGUGACUAGUGGGAAUAAUGUCGCCGACACGAGUGAUAGCGCCGACAAUAAACGAUGGGACUCGCCUCAAAUGCCCCAGUUUGAAGACAGUGUUCAGUUUUCUGAAGACAAUUCCCAAAGUUCAUUAACUAGACCUGAGGAUGACGGUGAUGAAGUUGAGAGCCGACCUUCAUCACCCAAAGUUCCUCCUUUAAAAAUUAUAAUUCCGCCAAAAACAGCCGACAAAGAAAAAGUGUCGUUAAAAGUGACGUUAAAGCCGGGGGCUGGGGCACUACCAUACGUGUAUAAUCCAUCACAGGGUGAACAGUCAUCUUCAGAACAACCUAGUAGUGCUCCAGCCGAAUUAUUACGAACUGCCAGUCCGGCAACCUCAAGACCCAUGACGUCAUCUAGUGCACCUCCAGUGUCAAAUGUGGAGGAUUACGAUAAAAGUGAUAAAGAGGACACAGUUAGUGAAAAAGGUAGUGAUACGAAAACUGAGACGGCAGAAAGUGCGGCGAAAGCGAAAGAAGAUACAGCGAAUACAGAAAAAGAGGAAAGACGGGUUACCAGGCAACUCAGGUCACACACUGCUCAGUUACAGCAGCAAAAAGAACAACAAAGUCAACCGACUUCUUCUUCAUCUGCCAAAAACAGUGACAAAAAUAAUUCAGAAACUGCAGCGGAUACCGGCAGCUAUCAGAAACCUGAAGAAAAUGAGGAUUCAUCAAGUCAUAUUCAUCCUCGGAAGCGAAAAUUACGACCUAAACCAGAGCCAGAGGAAAAACCGGCUGCUACCACGGAGGUAGUUACGAUUCCUAAUCCUGCUUCAUGGUAUCAGAUGCCUCCAAAUCCUUAUGAACUAUUUUUGAGUAUUAGAAGACAGAUAUCGUCACGGCGUAAAAAUUUAUCACCAGUAACACCAAAGCCACCUAAUGGAUAUAAAGAUUAUUUGAUGGUUAACUGUACAUAUGUCUUACAAGGAAAUACAGCCAGUACACUCUCAGUACCUAUGUUAUCAUGUCCUCAUUCUGUGGAGGGUCCUAUGAGAGAUUUAUUUAAAGAACAGGAGAAUGCUAGAUAUAAAUUACGACUACAACAUUUAAUAGAAAGGGAAAAAUUGGUAUUAUCAGCAGAACAAGAAAUGUUACGAGAACAUGGUCGUGCUGCUAGAGCAGACAUGAAUCAAUCUAUUCCUCUCAGUGCUUGUACUGUUUUACGGGAGGAAGAAAUAUAUAACUUUCUACAAUUUGAUCAGCCGGAGGAUUGUGAAAAGAAUGUAAGAGCUCGUUACAAUAAAAGACAAUUUUUAUCCUGGUUACAAGAUGUAUCAGAUAAAUAUGAAAAAAUAAAGAAAUUUUUAUUGUAUCGUCAUCGUCACGAAGCGGAAUCGUUGAAUGCUGUACAAAAAUUAGAUUGGGAGUGUAAGUUAAAAGAACUUGGUUUAUGUGAUCACAAUGUGACACCAAGUAUAGACGAACUUCACUUACCUAUGGUUACUGUUAGUGAUGAAUUUGAAUUAUUGCCUCUCUGAUAGUUUUAUUCUCGAUCAUCAUUGUUUGUUUUUUCGUCAUAAGGCCAUUUAACGUGGCUAGUAAUGUGUGUCAUAGCAAAUUGGUUUCGGAUGCUAGCUUUAUAGAGAAAACCUGGAUAAUGGUUCUACUACUUUCAUUGUCAUCAUUAUGAAAUGGCUGGAUAUAUGUGACUUGCUAAUUAUUAUACGCUCUAGUGCUACAAAGGAUUUUAAUGUGUGCUCCUAAAGAUGUGGAUAUUCAUCGUGUAAUGUUCUGUGUAUCAACCGAUGAAAGAUUCAUCUUUGGGAAUGAUUUACCAGGGCAAUUUCUACUGAAGUAUCGAUUGACUUUUAUUCCUAUCUAUUAUUUCUAAUUGUUCAUUUAAAGUAAGAAAAUCUUCUCUUAUUUUAGAACUUAUUUUGUUAAGUGGUGGUUAUGUAUCUGUAGUCUGCAUCUAACUCAAUGGAAGCCAUUUUACUCCUUGGCCACAAACUAUUUUAGACAUAGUUAAGUUCAAUCUGAUUAAA
Molecule: messenger RNA, 3501 nt
Organism: Patella vulgata (common limpet)
Lineage: Eukaryota; Metazoa; Mollusca; Gastropoda; Patellidae
Product: ankyrin repeat domain-containing protein 12
Exons: 12
Cellular component (GO): nucleoplasm
Molecular function (GO): protein binding
Source: RefSeq, a predicted model, not a curated record